Messenger RNA from Mizuhopecten yessoensis (Yesso scallop), 1826 nucleotides. RefSeq names its product fatty acid-binding protein-like. The coding region runs from base 152 to 571 and encodes 139 amino acids. The transcript has 4 exons. Lineage: Eukaryota; Metazoa; Mollusca; Bivalvia; Pectinida; Pectinidae. The record is from RefSeq and is a predicted model, not a curated record.
AACAAGCCCCGUAGACACGCAUAUUUUAGUGUCGAUCCCCAGCAAUCCACACAGCCGCCACAGACGAGGGCUAUAUAAGCAACAGGGACGGUCAACUUUGGACAUUCUGUGUUUAGAUCUUACGAGUGUGGGAAAAAAAUAGAACUUAAUCAUGGUGGAACAGUUUCUCAACAAAUGGAAGGCCGAUAUCACUUCUUACAGUAAUUUCGACGAGGUCAUGGACGCCAUGCAACUUGAACCAAUGGCCCGCCAAGUAUUCAAAGAAAAGGCGGGAACACUGGAAUACCAGUUAGACGGGGACACUUGGACUGCACUGGCCGGGGUAGAAGGAUUAGGAGUCAGAAAAUAUGUUUACAAACUCGGAGAAGAAAUUGAGGGGAUAGGCCUAGACGGAGUACCAUUAAAGACUACGUCAAUUCUAGAUGGCGAGGCUCUUAUAGAGAAUUCAACUUCACAGAAAACUGGUAUACCAAUUACAAUCACUCGCCGCGUGAAGGGGGACAUUUUAGAAUGUACUCUACUCGUGGAUAAGAAAGGUGUUCAGAUGACGUACAACAUGACCAAAAUGUGAAUUGAAACUAAGUAACUGUUGACAUGAACAAUGAUCAAACUAUGAUCUAGUGUAUGUUGUGUGCUUGUUUACGUCAUUGGCAAUAUGAUAUUUUGUGUAUAAGUGUUCAGUGAAUAGUCUCGGUGAAAUGCAAAUACGACGUCGAUAUACAUUUGAAACCAUGUUCAUUUCGGGUACAUUUCCAAAUUCAUUUGAGCCCGUCAAACUUCUUUGUUGUGGUUAUCAUACUCUUGAUUGCAUGUAAAAUUAUAUUAUUGGCAAUUUUUACAUAAAAAGACGUGGUAAUCGUAUCACCAUCAACAUAUUAUAGUACUUCAUUCGCCAACAUGCUGUCCUCAAAGUCUGUUUACAUUAUCAGAUAUAGCCUUCACAACUCGAGAUUUUGUAAUUCAAGGACAAAUGUGUAUAUGCUGCAUUACUGUCAACGUCGCCAAGUAACAAAUGAUGAUCUGAUUGCCAUACAUGAAAGGUUGAAAUAUGAUCAUCUCCCGUAACGUGUAUCACAACAAGAUGUCACAUGAUAGAAGUCGGUGAAUUCGUGAAAUUUACAGCUGUAUAUGUACUGAUAACAUAAACGCUAGCGGGAAAUAAGACUUAAACACUUUUCUUUUGAUUAAAUGUUGUAAUGUUUUAUUGUUGGUUUCUGUCGAAGAACGAUAUGUUGUGCUGACGGGACCACGCCCAAUAAGAUAAGACUGUGUUUUAAAAAAAGACAAAUUGGGAUUUCACUUGGUCUUACCACAUUUAACCAAUUUUUUUUGUGAUAAAAAUUUGAGGCGUAUUAUUUUGAGCCUGAAGUAAAUAUGUUUUAGCUAGAAAAUAUCUCGCCAUCGAUCGUCAGGUAGUGACAGACAAGGAACUUUAUCAUUAUAAGGUUAUAACCAACCAAUAUUUGAUUUUUAAUUUCUCAUUAAUUGUGAAAUUUGAUGUGCUUCCUUAUACGGGAAUUUCGAUGUGAGAUAGUAAAGCAAUAUAUAUUAUUUAAAUAAGCGUCAUGGAAGAUUUGAAUUAUUUCGACUUAUCAAUGGUUUUAUCAGCUUCCGUCGCAAACAUGGAAAGAUCUUAGUAAACUAACGCUUGGCUGUUAAAGUGUGAACACAAGUCAUCAAUGAUUUGUUAUUACAAAAUAGUGUGUACACCCUAGUAAAUCAUCUAGGGUCAAAAAGAUCGGUACAUCAGUGACUAUGUUAGACAAAUUUCGAGAUGCAUAUUGUGAAAUCAAUGUUUAUGAACAAUAAAGUUUUGUCUUUCGUGA